Messenger RNA from Prunus armeniaca (apricot), 249 nucleotides. NCBI's taxonomy places the organism in Eukaryota, Viridiplantae, Streptophyta, Magnoliopsida, Rosales, Rosaceae. The record is from the annotation of a GenBank genome assembly.
AUGACAGCCAUGAUGCAAUGGCAGGUCAACAGGCAGUUCAGGAAGGACCAUGAGGCUGCCGUGGCCAGAAUUCCAAAUCCGGAUACUGUAGUCCGGCAGCUAGACCUUCCCUAUAGUCCCCCACCAGGAUUGGCAGGGCCAUAUCAAGAGAAUCCUCUUAUUGCACAGAUAGCUGGGAUGCCAAAAUGUGGGGAAAUUCAGUCUGGACAGAGGGAGGAGCCCUUUCUAUCCAAGAGCAUCAGGCCCUAA